CGAUUCUGUGGUGAAAUCUAUUUAGUGACUGUUUGGUAUUCUGACGAGUUUGUCUAAUUUUUAUUUGAGCAAUAUCAGUCUCUAACUUGUUAUAUGCUUUGCACCAAGUCAUAGAAAAAUAAGAGCAAAGCAAUGGCUGAUGAAGUUGGACUAUUUUACCUUAUGAUGAAAAAACGAGAGGAGGAAGAGAGCUACAUUCGCAGGCGCAAUCUGACUGUUUUGCGAAACAAAAAAGAUCCGUUUUCAUACAAAGAGAACACAUUCAGGAAGGUUUUUCGAUUUCUCAAAUCUUUGUGCUGGGAUCUAAUUAAUCAACUCAAGCCGUAUGACCAACAGCAAACAUCGAUUCCAUUUGAACUUCGGUUUAUUUCAGUUUUAUAUUUUUUAUGCAAUGGCUCAUAUCAGUGUUGCGUGGGAAAUGCAUAUUUUGCGGUGAUGAGCCAACCAACCAUUUCCCGUUGUAUCGAAUAUAUUUGUAAAUUGGUGGUGGAGCGUAGACACGGCGAAGUGCGUUUUCCUAAUUCUGUUGAAGAAUAUAAUAGAAUUAAGACUGGAUUUUAAUCGAAAUAAAUAAAAGGUGUAAUUUGAGCAAUUGAUUGCACUCAUGUUGGCAUAAUUGCACCUGCCUUGUCAAACACAGUUGUACCGCAUGAUUAUAUGAAUAGAAAAGGUUAUUAUAGCAUUAAUGUUGAAGCGGUAAGUAUUAUAUUCAAUAACUAA
Molecule: messenger RNA, 720 nt
Organism: Bactrocera dorsalis (oriental fruit fly)
Lineage: Eukaryota; Metazoa; Arthropoda; Insecta; Diptera; Tephritidae
Product: putative nuclease HARBI1
Source: RefSeq, a predicted model, not a curated record